AUGGUAGCCGGAGGCCAUGAUCGACAAGCUGCUGGCCGAGCAAGCAACGAAGACGCUGAGAGUCUGCCGGCCGAGCUGACCAUCGACGUCAUGAGCUACCUGCGCCCUCACGAUCUGACGCAGCUGGCGCGCGCUUCGAAGCGGUAUCGCGAGUUUGCGCAGUCGGUGCUCUGGACGAACAUCGAGCUCCACCGCCAAGACGCCCACGAUAACUGCUUCACCCUUUCCCACAAGCAGCCUCGAAGAGCCUACCUGGACGACGACUUGCUACAUCCAUGGUGCUACCGCGAUUACGACGGGGUGGAUGCCGAAUACGAUACCAGAAACGAGCAGUUUCAUGCUGCCAUCAAGGAUAUGUAUGCGUCCAAUGGCAAAUCUGAAGCUUGGAAUCGGAUCAAGCCGGUCGUACGACACCUUUGCCUCACGGUAACGCAUGAGAGCCCGCCCCAGAUCUGGAACAUGAUACUGUCACUUCCUAAUCUCCGUACGAUUGAGAUCAUUGGCGAGUACUCCGAAGAUCGGAAAGGCCCGCCUACAGCUCAGCUGGGCCUCCGGCAUCCGGCGGCAACCAGUGUACAGCAUGUACGUCUGAGAGGCUAUGUUCCCGUGGAGUUUGUUUCGGCCAUCUGCAGGGCUUCAGCGUCUACUAUCGUCAGUCUUGAUUUCGGCGCGCUCGACGAACCAGAGUUCUUCAGAGGCCCCGAAGAGGCACAACUGCACUUUUAUGAGAGCUGUGAGGUCUACAUUGGUCCCCGAGGUAGCCUAUGGCACGAUGCAGCGUGGCCUGAGUUCGCCUCGCUCACUCAUUUGCUACUCUGUAAGCCUGUUUGGUUCAAUGGAUUCCGCAAGAGACCCAAUGAUCUUGACUACGAAGCCCCUCAAAUGAAGCAAUGGGCGUCUCUGCUGCGAUCUAUUCGUCUCACCGCGGUAGAGAUCGUGCUGGAACACCGGAAAAUAUUCGUCGACCGCCAUGACGAGGUCGAUGAGCACAUCAAAGCGGAUGAAGACGUCAAAUGCCCCCCUGAUAUCCGAUUUCGUCAUCGGGUGGUGGAGCAAGCUUUCACCGAACCAUGGCCAAAUCUCAAGACCUUGACCUUCCGUGGCAUGAGCUCCGCUAAAGGCGACUACUGGCCUAAAGCAGGACCGGAUGAAUCCCUAAAAGACUAUUUAAGGAAGCUGUUACCAGGAGUUCAGGUGAACCAGAUCCUAGGCAACUACAUGUUCUUCAACACUGAACGUGGCACAAUUCUCAACCAACAUGGCGCCGACGGACUGAAAGUGCAUCUCGAGUUCGACGGAAAACACGAUCUUGAGGCUCUCUACGACAGUGACAAUUUCACUGAUGAGGACGAUUGGGAGUGGAGGAAAACUUCGCUAGACUACUUGUAUCACCUUUCAACGCGCGAAUAG
Messenger RNA from Alternaria novae-zelandiae, 1410 nucleotides. RefSeq lists its product as uncharacterized. Gene Ontology annotation, molecular function: protein binding. The record is from RefSeq and is a predicted model, not a curated record. The coding region runs from base 1 to 1410 and encodes 469 amino acids. NCBI's taxonomy places the organism in Eukaryota, Fungi, Ascomycota, Dothideomycetes, Pleosporales, Pleosporaceae. The transcript is spliced from 4 exons.